AAAAAAAAAAAAAAAAAGUGCUUUCGGUAAACCAGUUUAGGGUGAAAAACACGAGGAAAUAUCAUGAAGAGGGAAAAAGAAAAAAAAAAAGAAUAUAGAAAUCAUUACCCAGGAGCAAAUCACUACUGUAUUACUAUAUAUAACAUAUAAAUGCACACCAUCAGUUCUGAGAUACCCAGUAUCAAAACCAGAGAGCUGAGAAGAGAGAGAGAGAGAGAGCUUAAGAAGAAGAAAAAUGGCGAUUCCGAUCCCAAGCAGGCAAUUAUUCAUCGACGGUCAGUGGACGGAGCCAGUUCUGAAGAAGCGCAUCGCCGUCAUCAACCCCGCCACUGAAGAAAUCAUCGGCGACGUUCCGGCGGCUACUUCGGAAGAUGUGGAGCUCGCGGUGGCCGCUGCUCGGAGAGCCCUUGCGAGGAAGACCGAUUGGGCUUCGGCAUCUGGGACUGUUCGUGCCAAGUACCUACGCGCUAUUGCUGCUAAGAUAACGGAGAGAAAAGAAGUGCUAGCUAAACUUGAAGCAAUUGAUUGUGGAAAGCCAUUGGACGAAGCGGCAUGGGACAUUGAUGAUGUUGCUGGGUGUUUUGAGUACUAUGCGGAACUUGCUGAAGGUUUGGAUGCAAAGCAGAAAGCUCCUGUAUCUCUUCCUAUGGAGACAUUCAAAAGUUAUGUUCUUAAGGAGCCUAUUGGGGUUGUUGGGUUGAUCACGCCAUGGAACUACCCUCUCUUGAUGGCUACAUGGAAAGUAGCUCCUGCCUUGGCUGCUGGAUGUGCUGCGAUUCUAAAGCCAUCUGAAUUGUCGUCUAUAACUUGUUUGGAGCUAGCUGAUGUUUGUCAGGAGGUUGGCCUCCCUCCCGGUGUCCUUAAUAUUCUGACCGGAUUGGGGCCUGAAGCCGGAGCACCUUUGGCAUCUCAUCCUCAUGUUGAUAAGAUUGCCUUCACUGGAAGCACUGCUACUGGUAGCAAGAUUAUGACUACCGCAGCUCAAUCAGUCAAACCUGUUUCACUUGAGCUUGGUGGAAAAAGCCCCAUUGUCGUCUUUGAGGAUGUUGACCUUGACAAGGCUGCUGAGUGGACCGUCUUUGGUUGCUUUUGGACAAAUGGUCAGAUUUGCAGUGCAACAUCCCGUCUUCUAGUGCAUGAAAGCAUCGCAGCAGAAUUUUUGGACAAGCUUGUAAAAUGGAUAAAGAACAUAAGGAUCUCAGAUCCUCUGGAAGAGGGUUGCCGGCUUGGCCCUGUUGUUAGUAGAGGGCAGUAUGAGAAAGUCUUGAAGUUCAUCUCAACUGCUAGAGAUGAAGGUGCAAAAAUUCUGUGCGGCGGUGCCCGUCCCGAACAUCUAAAGAAAGGGUUCUUCAUAGAACCAACCAUUAUUACUGAUGUCACCACCUCCAUGCAAAUUUGGAGAGAGGAAGUUUUUGGACCUGUUCUGUGUGUUAAAACAUUUUCCACUGAAGAUGAAGCCAUCGAAUUAGCAAAUGAUACACACUACGGCUUAGGUGCUGCUGUAAUUUCAAAUGAUCUAGAAAGAUGUGAGCGCUUCACUAAGGCUUUCCAGGCAGGAAUAGUUUGGGUCAAUUGCUCACAGCCAUGCUUCUGCCAGGCUCCAUGGGGAGGCAACAAACGAAGCGGUUUUGGGCGUGAACUAGGAGAAUGGGGACUUGACAACUACUUGAGCGUGAAGCAGGUUACCCAGUACAUCUCUGAUGAACCUUGGGGUUGGUACAAGUCUCCUUCCAAGCUGUGAAAGCUUUUCCUUGAAUAAAACAGAGGAUAUAUCAUGUUCCAAGUUGCGCGAAAUAAAUCGAGAGGAUUGCUCCACCUUUUCAAUGACGGAAUGCGAGAAAUACUCUUCUAAUGUAGCUGUAGCUGAACUAGUGAGUUGAUUCUGUUAGUGUUCAUGUCUUAUCAUGUUUGUGCAUCAGUCUGAGUUUCUUUUAUAUUGUUCAAAACGCAUUUUGGGUGAUCUCUAGAUUGUAAAUCCAAUUAUACGAAAUAAUGCAUCGGGGUUUACUUGAUUCUUA
Morus notabilis is the source of this 2018-nucleotide messenger RNA. RefSeq names its product betaine aldehyde dehydrogenase 1, chloroplastic. The transcript is spliced from 15 exons. NCBI's taxonomy places the organism in Eukaryota, Viridiplantae, Streptophyta, Magnoliopsida, Rosales, Moraceae. Bases 236 to 1741 code for a protein of 501 amino acids. Gene Ontology annotation, molecular function: oxidoreductase activity, acting on the aldehyde or oxo group of donors, NAD or NADP as acceptor. The record is from RefSeq and is a predicted model, not a curated record.